Molecule: messenger RNA, 3509 nt
Organism: Capsicum annuum
Lineage: Eukaryota; Viridiplantae; Streptophyta; Magnoliopsida; Solanales; Solanaceae
Exons: 7
Coding region: 988-2736 (582 amino acids)
Molecular function (GO): protein binding
Source: RefSeq, a predicted model, not a curated record
UCCAUUAAACCUCCCAAACUUGUCUUCUUCAACUUGCAGAAGUUAAGAUAAUGGACACACGAAGCUUGGAAUGAUUGAGACAAUCAAAGUUGGAACUUGGAACCAUGUAGAUUCACAUCUUUACAACAUUUGCAUACAAACUGAUCCAUCUAUCAAAAUCGCACCAUUAAUGGGUGUUUUAAGAGAUCGAUUUAUUCUGAUGAAGAUAACUCAACAUUCGUCGUCGACACUUAUCCCUGCUCCCCGCCGAUCACUUGCUCAUGCUUUACAUGAUGACCAUUAAAUUUUUCUCUUAUAUAUCUCGCAUUAUUGUUUACAGUCGUUUAAUCAUUUUUAUAUAUUUUUUUACAUGAUAUUUAAAAAUUGACGAGAAAAUGAAUAUUCUAGUUAUCUUUGAGAUUCUUGAUAAAUGUUAUUCAUUAUUGGAUACAUAUAAUGUUGAAAAGAAAAAUUGAUGGAACUGAGAUUUAAGGAAUUUAAAGUUGGGUCAAAAUUUUAUGUUCUUACAAGAAAACAUUCUUUAAUGGUGAUUACAGAUAGAAAGUUAUGGAAAAAACUUGUGAUUGUUGUUGAUGGGAAAAACAUGUUUACAAAUUAUAAGGAAAUUUUCGUUUGAACCCUUUGAUGGAAAUGACAGAAUUCAUUAGAGUAAAUAAAAUGAAAAAAUUUAUUUUGGAUUUAAUUGGUAGUGGGUUAAAGUUAGUUUCAAAGACAAAAUGGAUAAUUUAAAGUGAAAUUGGAAAAAUUCAGUCAAUGUAGAGAGAUUCCUUAAAUUAGAGGGCAUGCUUAAUUAAUUAAUCAAAGUAGAAGGGAAUAUUAGGCCCUUUUUCCUUUUGAUUAAUCUCUUAAUUAGCAGUAAAAUAGUUUCCACCUACCAGUAUAUAAAUGAAAAUGAAAAUACAGAGCAGCGAUAAACACCAAUAUCCUGCCGCUCCUUGAAGUUGUCGGAGGGCAGCAUCGAUUGAAUGAAUAGGAAGAGUUUUGAAAAUGAAUACACCUCCGAUAGAGAAGAAGGUAAAAAUAGAGAAGGAAGAAGAAGUGAAUGGAAUGGAAGAGCAGAAUAGAAUGGAACAAGAAGAAGCACUUGUCGCUCUCAUUGAGCAUCGCACCAAAGAAGUCGAACAUCUUCGCCAACGCAUCACUUAUUACAAAUCUCAGUUUGAUGAAGCAGAGAAUAGGCUAAAGGAGACACAACUGAAAUUAGCUCGUCUUCAGGGCCGGGAGAACAUAGCAGCAUCCACAACUUCUUGUGGAAAUAGGGCAAGUCCAAUGACAUCCAAAAGAAGAUCCUCAAGUCCCAUUCAGAUAAGUGAGGGCUCUUUUCAUAGCUUGUCUGAAUCUAAACCACAACGUAGACAAGACAGCAAUCCACCUCUUGGGAAAUCUCCAGCGCCAGAUUGGAAAAUGGCAAGCCCUUUCCAGAAAAAUGAAUAUAGUUCUCGCAGUGUGCCCCGGGGGAAACAACCACUUGUCAUUCCCGAUGUGAAACCAAGAGUAUCUCAACCUUUGAAGAUGACAGAAUCUGGUCCUAAAUUCUCAAAUACUUCUGAUUCUCAGGCUGGUGGAUCAGGGUUUGCUCAUGUUACUAGUACGGCAAGGUUAAAAGCAGAUAAAAGUCACAGAAUGCCUGAGAAGGAAGCUUCAGAAAUUCAGCCUAAAGGAACAAAGAGGAAGUUUGAGCAGAAAGAGCAUAGAGAGCUGAUACCCUUGAUAGGUAGUUACUCUUCAGCAAGCAUGAUACGUUGCCAGACGUCCUGUGUCAUAUCUAGUCAACACAAGAGAAAGCUGAGAACUAUUAUUUCGUGUCCUACAAAUGAUCAACUUUUUGCAAGCAGUGCGUUGGAUGGGCUUGUCAACUUAUGGAAAAUACAUGGCAGAGGGUCAACUGCUGAUCUUCUUAGUUCCACUGAUUGCCUUUCAUCCAAGCAUAGGAGAUGGCCAGAAGAUGUAGCCUGGCAUCCGGAAGGCGAUAGUCUCUUUUCAGUUUAUAGUGCCGAUGGCGGGGAUUCUCAAAUUUCAAUCUUGAAUCUUAACAAAGGAAAAGAGAAGAUGCGUGUAAGUUUCUUGGAGGAGAAGCCUCAUGUUAAAGGGAUAAUCAACAAUAUAAUCUUCAUGCCGUGGGAAGAUAUCCAGUUUGUUACUGGUGGUAGUGAUCAUGCAGUUAUCAUGUGGAACAAUAGGGAUGGAGAAAAUUCAUGGAAGCCUAAAGCAUUGCAUAGAAGUUUGCAUUCUUCUGCAGUGAUGGGAGUUGCCGGUUUGCAGCAUAAGAAAGUUGUGAUGUCUGCUGGAGCUGACAAGCGGAUCAUUGGAUUUGAUUUGAUAUCUCAAAGAGCAGAAUACAAGCAUCAAAUAGAAACUAAAUGCAUGAGUGUUCUACCUAAUCCGUGCGACUUCAAUCUCUUUAUGGUUCAGACAGGGACCAUAGAGAGGCAGCUUCGCUUGUUUGAUUUUAGAUUGAGGCAGACAGAGGUUCAUGCCUUUGGGUGGAAGCAAGAAAGUAGUGACUCACAGUCGGCUCUCAUAAACCAGGCUUGGUCACCUGAUGGCUUGUACAUAACAUCUGGGUCAGUUGAUCCAGUCAUCCACAUUUUUGACAUAAGGUACAAUUCACACAAACCUUCUCAGUCCAUCAAAGUCCAUCAAAAGCGAGUCUUCAAAGCUGUUUGGCAUCAUGCGGUCCCGCUCCUCAUUUCUAUAUCUUCUGAUUUGAACAUCGGGCUGCACAAAAUCAUUUGAGGUGCUGAGAGAAGCAUUACUAUUCCCAGUCAUUUCCCCCAUAUGUCUGGGGAAUUUUAUCACGAAGAAGCAUGUCUCAAUGCCUUCAACCAAAAGAAACUCAUGGAUAUGUCUGUGGUACUAAAAGAUGGUAAUGAGACGAAAUCAGAAGGGAAAUGCUGAUGAGUAUCAGCUUUGCAAUUGGCAUAAUUCUGCAUUCAGGCAGCUGAAGCAAUUUUUGAGUCGGAGUGGAAUAUGUAAAGUUUGUCUACAAUGAAAAGCUUGGAGACAUCCAACUCUCCUAGGACAUAGGAUUGUCUUCAAUAGACUCCAAAGUUUUGACCUUCAGUGUAUUUAGUGAUACAUUUCCUGUGUCAGUCUGUGAUUUGAUGGCAAUGGAUUAGAGACUGCGGCGUUCACAUAGCUGCCAUUCUGUCCUUGGUCUUCACAUCACAUUUGACCUAAUAUUUCAUGGAGUCUUAUUUUAAGAAUCCAUUUUCGCAUGCAUAAACUGUUCUCUCUUCAGUUGCUUCUGUCUGAAUUGAGGGAGGUUUUGGUAGUCAAGUUUCUAUGCUUUCAGGGUUCGAGGGAAAUUGCUCCGCUCCCUUUUAUCCUUUAUUUUUUUUCCUGUACAAAACACAGUGAAGGAAGGACUUUUUUUGUGCUACUCAUCAUGAUAUGAGAAUAUUGUAAUGGUUAAGUGGUUGUUAGUUAGCGGGAAAGUUGGUUACUACAAAUAUUUGUAUGCACUAUGGAAAUGAUCAACAAUUGAAUAAUAAUACAAUUUUUCCCAA